UUUUUCAGGCGUAUGAAAAACUCGGAGGUUGUUUCAGGACACAUUUUAUUAAAUUCCAACACAUUAAAUAUUGACUAAGAGGUAUGGCAAUUGCUUAAAAAUUGCUGACAGCCCGACAGAAAAAUAAAAAUAAACCUGUAAUUAAAGAAUCAGCAAUCAAUUUGCUCGAUAAAUACACGCAACAUGGCGUGUCCUUUCUUUCGUCGUGCUGACUCUUUGUCGCGUCAGCCAUCGGUCAUUGCCGAGCCGGGCACCCAUUGGAAUCUGGAGGAUGAGGAGCUCUCGUUGUCCGACGAUGCAUUGACGCUGACCCAUCUGCAGAUGGCCAUACAGCUGUUGACUGCGCCAUCUAAUGAGGAUCUCAACACGGCCGUCACCUCUCUGGUGGCCAAGUAUCGUCAGAGUUGGCCUAACAUACAUAAGCUUAAACUGGAUCCGAAGAUCUUCAAGAGCUGCGCCAACUAUGAUUAUCUGGGCGAUAUACAAGAGCUGCUGCUCAAGAUGGACGAGGCCAGUGCCAGCGAGAUUCUGGUGCUGUUAGGCGAAGAGCUGAUCACCUGCUGCUGCACUGGCAUUAUCGAGCGAGCCUUCCGCUGCCUGGGCACCGAUUUGCAAGAGUUUCUCGGCUCCCUGGAUGGUGUCUACGAUGUGCUGAAACUACAAGAGGACGAUGUUACCGACACGGGAUUCGUGUGUGCCGGUGAUGGUGAAUUAAUCUUCACCUCGGAGCGACCAGUGAUUGCUUGGCUGCUGCUUGGUUCCCUCAAGGCGCUCACUCGCAUGCUCUACAAGGUGGAUGUGAAUAUCAAAAUCGAACCAGUUGAGGGCGAUGCGCGACGUUAUCGUUAUCUCUUCUCGCUGGUCAAGGACAGCUCCCAGACGCUGCAGCUGGGACGUCCGUUGGUGCCCACUAAGCCGCAUGAAACUGUGCAGCGGAGUAAUUCGGCAAAUGCAUCCGAUCUGCAGAUGAAUUCGUCAAGCUUCUGCAAGAUGUUUCCCUGGCAUUUCAUAAUGAACGAGCAGCUGGAGCUGGUGCAACUGGGACGUGGGUUCAGCAAGCUCUACAAGCCAUAUCUGGCGGACUUUGGCUGCCAGGCCAGCACCUACUUUGACUUCAAGCGUCCUAAGGGCUUGACCAUGAAGUUUCGUGAGAUUGUGCGACGCACCUACACUCCCUUUCUGAUUGGCCUGAAGUGUCCACCGGGCGCAACUGAUUUCCCCGCCAUGGGACUGGAGAUCAAGGGUCAGAUGGUACAUUGUCCGGAAUCAAAUUCGCUGCUGUUCAUUGGUUCACCGUUUUUGGAUGGCUUGGAUGGUCUCACUUGCAAUGGACUUUUUAUCUCGGACAUUCCGUUGCACGAUGCCACACGUGAGGUGAUUCUAGUCGGUGAACAGGCGCGUGCUCAGGAUGGUCUGCGUCGUCGCAUGGACAAGCUGAAGAGCAGCAUCGAAGAGGCCAAUUCGGCAGUGACCAAGGAGCGCAAGAAGAACGUCAGCCUCUUGCAUUUGAUCUUUCCGGCUGAGAUUGCCGAGAAGCUAUGGCUGGGCUCCUCAAUCGAUGCCAAGACCUAUCCAGAUGUUACCAUACUCUUCAGCGAUAUCGUUGGCUUCACCAGCAUCUGUUCGCGGGCCACUCCCUUCAUGGUGAUCAGCAUGCUGGAGGGUUUGUACAAGGACUUUGAUGAGUUCUGUGACUUCUUUGAUGUGUACAAGGUGGAGACCAUUGGCGAUGCUUAUUGUGUGGCCAGCGGCUUGCAUCGUGCCUCCAUCUAUGAUGCCCACAAGGUCGCCUGGAUGGCGCUGAAGAUGAUUAGCGCGUGCUCCAAGCACAUUACCCAUGACGGCGAACAAAUCAAAAUGCGCAUUGGUCUCCAUACGGGCACAGUGCUCGCUGGUGUUGUCGGUCGCAAGAUGCCCCGAUAUUGUCUCUUUGGCCACAACGUGACCAUUGCCAACAAGUUCGAGUCGAGCAGCGAGGCAUUGAAGAUCAAUGUCAGUCCGACAACCAAGAAUUGGCUUACCAAGCACGAGGGAUUCGCCUUUGAUUUGCAGCCAAGGGAUCCCUCAUUUCUGCCCAAAGAGUUUCCCAACUCGAAUGGCAAUGGCACCUGUUAUUUCCUGGAGGGUUUCCGCAAUCCAACGCUCGAAACAGAUCUGCCCCUGGACGAGCACAUUAAUGCUGCUAUGAAGACCAUAUCGGAGGGCGGCGAUGCUUAAGAUCGAGUCACUUGCUCAGCCGGCACCUAAUCGUAGUUCAAUGCACAUGUAGUCUAAUUAUGUUUGCCCUUUAACAAAGCCAAAAAUAAAUUCUGCUGUCAA
Molecule: messenger RNA, 2319 nt
Organism: Drosophila nasuta
Lineage: Eukaryota; Metazoa; Arthropoda; Insecta; Diptera; Drosophilidae
Gene: Gycalpha99B
Product: guanylate cyclase 1 soluble subunit alpha 2
Exons: 5
Coding region: 184-2217 (677 amino acids)
Biological process (GO): cGMP biosynthetic process; response to oxygen levels
Cellular component (GO): guanylate cyclase complex, soluble
Molecular function (GO): heme binding; guanylate cyclase activity
Source: RefSeq, a predicted model, not a curated record